Molecule: messenger RNA, 1056 nt
Organism: Colletotrichum higginsianum IMI 349063
Lineage: Eukaryota; Fungi; Ascomycota; Sordariomycetes; Glomerellales; Glomerellaceae
Product: Protein-S-isoprenylcysteine O-methyltransferase
Exons: 1
Coding region: 1-1056 (351 amino acids)
Source: RefSeq, a predicted model, not a curated record
AUGUCACGCCCAGACUCGUCGCUAGACAGUAGCGAAAAAGAAAGGGCCAUGCCACUUGACCAGUCAACCACGGACACGAAGUUCUCGGGUACCAACACUGACAACCACACGGGGGACAAGAAGCAGGAUGUAGAAGGCCGGAUACCAACAAGUGCGGCUUCAGCGGCAGUUGCCACCGCCGAGCGCGACUUGUACGAACCUUACCAGAACGGCUACCACUUCCCACCAGCACAUACGAAAAAGCAAUCUACCAUGAUUGGCCUGAAAGCCUUUUGGAAGUACACAUGCACGCCUCUCGGCUUCUUUGUUGUACUCUACGGCCUCAACGUCGUGGCUUGGGGUGGCAUGUUGUUCUUGCUGCUCUGCAACGCUGCACCAGCCAUGUGUUAUCCUACAUGCAACGACAUCAACUCUCCCCGUCGCAAGUGGAUCGAGUGGGACUCGCAAAUUUUGAACGCUCUUUUCUGCGUUACGGGCUUCGGUUUGGCGCCCUGGAGAUUUCGCGACCUAUACUUCUUGAUGCAGUACCGUAUCUUGAAGAAGCCUGAAGCUCUUGGUCGUCUGGCCGGCAUCCAUCGAGGGUGGUUCCGGUUGCCUGGGUCGGAUCAACUUCCCGUCCAUAUUGGUCCCCAGAACGUGGCUGAGUUGGCGUCCGAACAACCUGUUCUUCAGAUUCCGCACCCGGAGAAGGCCAUCCCAGAUCCACCGCUGACUGGCGUCCGGGCGCCUCCUACGGCCAUCUGGAAGAUGGACUUCGUCAUAUGGUUCAACGUGUGGAACACCUUCUUACAGUGUGUUCUCUCUGGCUUCAUGUGGGGAAUGAAUCGCUUCGAUAGACCUAGUUGGUCGACAGGUCUCUUCGUCGCCCUUGCGUGCCUGGCGGCCGCCAUAGGAGGCUUGAUGAUGUUUUUUGAGGGCAAGAAGGUCAAGAGCAUAGAAGGAGUGCCGCUUAGCAAGGAGGAUGAGGAGCGCUUGGCAAAAGACAAAGAGAUGGGCGUCCAGCAUUAUAACAAUAUCAAGGAUAAGAAACCGAAGGAGCCCAAGGAGAAGAAAUAG